Aureobasidium musti is the source of this 1728-nucleotide messenger RNA. The record is from the annotation of a GenBank genome assembly. NCBI's taxonomy places the organism in Eukaryota, Fungi, Ascomycota, Dothideomycetes, Dothideales, Saccotheciaceae.
AUGACGCAUCCUUACGACCACUCAGGCUAUUCGACCCGUGGUAGCUACCACGAAGGACAAUAUGACGGUGUUUAUCCUGAACACCACUGGGCUGGACAGCAUGCGCAUUACCCUCCUACAAUGACGUCGAGCACUUCCUCAGCUUCCCACUACUCGAAUCCUGCUGCGGUUACUCCUUACGAUCACUAUGCCUACGCUGGCCAAGCUCAUCCAUAUGGAGGUCCAGCUAGCACUGGAAACCCCUUCGUGACCGUGCUGCCUCAUGCUCCUUCUCCUCAGCCAGGCUAUACGUAUGACUCCUAUACCGGCGCAUAUCACCCGCAGAGGCCUGAUAUGUUGACAAGAAGCAGCAUGGCAUACAUGACUCCCGAUAUGCAAUAUCCUGGUUAUCCUCAAAGGCCAUACUCGGUUCCGCAGAACAUGAUGCAACCCGCGAUGCAUCCUGGAUACCAUCUCUACCAGCCUCAUGCGUCGCCUCCAGUCCCCGAGGAGAAGCCAUCAAAAACUGAAAAGAAAGAGGAGCCGCCGCCAGCCCCACCUGCUCCGCCAGCACCAACGGCCGAGGAAAUCAAAGAGAAAAUGGAAAAGAAGCCGCGCUCCAGGCUGAGAACCUCGUUAAAGCCCUCAAGGCCCUUCAAGCCGAAGAGAAAGCGGCUGACNGCCGAGAAGCAGGCCAAGGUGCAGGCCGAGUCUGACAAGAUUGCUUUGUUGCUAGCAGAUUUUGAGAAACAGCGUCUUGAAAGAGAGGAGGCUGCUGCUGCUAAAGCUGCUAAAGAGAAAGCUGAGGCUGAGGCCAAGGCAGCUCGUGAGAAAGAGCUUGCCGAUGCUGCUACGGCAGCACGUGAGAAUGCCGAAAAGGAGGCUGCUGCCGCCGCUGCUCUUGCCAAAGCCGAGAAUGAGAAGGUGAUUGCAGAGGCCAAAGCGGAGCACGAGAAGAAGAUGGCAGAGGCAAAGGCUGCCGCUAAUGCAGCCGAAGCAGCAAAGAAAGCUGCCGAAGAAGAAUUGAAGAAGAAUGCUCCUGCACCAGACGCCGACAAGCCGCCUCUCAAAUUUACCGACGCUGUGGACAGGAGCUUUACAUUGCCAUGGCACUUGGUCAAGACCUGGAAGGGCAUGGAAACUCUGAUCAGACAAGCUUUCGUCAAUAUCGAGCGCAUUGGGCCACAUGUCGCUAACGGCCAUUAUCACUUGCUAGGACCGAACAACGAGAUCAUCCUACCUCAAGUCUGGGAUAUCGUUGUGCAGCCUGGAUGGGACAUCAAAAUGCAGCUUUGGCCACUGCCACCGGAUCCUAUGGAAGAAAAACCCAUCGACGCUGGCGGUUCCCCGACCCCGAUCGUUGUCCCGGAGCGACCACCGAGAAACAGAGGACGCACUCAGGUCAGUGGCAAUAAGAGCGCGGGCAAGCGUGCGUCCGUAGGANNCCCGCGCCGCCACCACCACCUCCCCCUUGCACCAGUUCAACACGCUUCCCCUCCUAUACCUCCCAUGCACGUACCCACCGUCUUCGCCGGUCAAGAUGAUCUCGAUGAUCCUAUAGUCGAGAUUGUCGAAGAACCUGGCAGGGUAGAAGGUGGACGUGGCCCCAAGAAGACCACUGCUAACCCAGGCAAGAAGAAACAGGUCCCGGCGUUCACCAGAUGGAUGCUCGGAGGCACUACGCGUCCGCGCCCAAAAGGGGCUGAAAAACCUGCUGCCGGCGUCAAAGUUCGUCAUGUCGUUGUUUGA